This is a messenger RNA of Suricata suricatta (meerkat), 1509 nucleotides long. RefSeq names its product peroxisomal trans-2-enoyl-CoA reductase (gene PECR). The transcript is spliced from 9 exons. Gene Ontology annotation, biological process: phytol metabolic process. Gene Ontology annotation, molecular function: trans-2-enoyl-CoA reductase (NADPH) activity. The record is from RefSeq and is a predicted model, not a curated record. Bases 37 to 1002 code for a protein of 321 amino acids. NCBI's taxonomy places the organism in Eukaryota, Metazoa, Chordata, Mammalia, Carnivora, Herpestidae. Gene Ontology annotation, cellular component: peroxisome.
GACUCCGAGCUCCCAGGACUCAGGCGCUCCGCAGAGAUGAGCAUUUUGGGCAAGGGCAGGAGCUUCCUGGCGGCCGGCUUGCUGAAGAACCAAUCGGCCAUCGUCACCGGCGGGGCCACGGGUAUCGGAAAGGCCAUCGCCACCGAGCUCCUGAACCUGGAGUGUAAUGUGGUCAUUGCAUCUCGUAACUUUGAUAGAUUAAAAUCUACUGCAGAUGAACUGAAAGCCAGCCUGCCCCCCACCAACCAGGCUCAGAUCAUUCCCAUAAGAUGCAACAUCCGCAAGGAAGAGGAGGUGAACAGUUUGGUCAAAUCCACCUUGAAUAUUUAUGGUAAGAUUAAUUUUUUGGUCAACAAUGGAGGAGGCCAGUUCAUGUCGUCUGCAGAAAACAUCAGUGCGAAAGGAUGGCAUGCGGUGAUCGAAACCAACUUGACGGGCACCUUCUACAUGUGCAAAGCAGUUUACACCUCCUGGAUGAAAGAGCAUGGAGGAUCUAUUGUCAAUAUCACCAUCCUUACUAAAAACGGACUUCCAGGAUUUCUAGUUACAUGUUUACUGUAUAUCUGGGAAGAUGGAUUGCUGGGUGAAGGUGAAAGGCACAGUGGAGCAGCCAGGGAAGGUGUUUAUAACCUCACCAAAACCUUAGCUGUGGAAUGGGCCAACAGUGGAGUAAGGAUCAACUGUGUUGCCCCUGGAAUCAUUUAUUCCCCAACUGCUGUUAACAACUAUGGUCCUUUAGCAGAAGAUUUAUUUGCAGAGCAGUGUAAGAAAAUCCCAGCGAAACGAAUUGGAAUUCCUGAGGAGAUUUCCUCGAUAGUCUGCUUCCUGCUGUCUCCAGCAGCUUCCUUCAUCACCGGACAGUUGGUGAAUGUGGAUGGAGGCCAGUCUCUAUAUACGCGAAUAUAUAGCGUACCAGAUCAUGACAACUGGCCCGAGGGACCAGGGGACGUUUCUGUUGUCAAAAGGAUGAAGGAGACUUUCAAGAAUAAAUCCAAGCUCUAAGCCAAGGAAACUAGUGGUGUCUUUCAUCCCCAAGUGCCUUAACAUCUCAAGAAUACACUUUGGUACUUUAUAGGAGCUAGUAAUUUGCAUGCCAUAAUUACUUUCUGCCUUUUUAAUGUUACCGAUUAUGCCAAACAAUACAGCUGAGCCUGCGAUUAAAGAUUUUUUUUUAAGAAAUGGACUUAACAUACUUUAUGAUUUACUUUUUUUCUAAGAAAAAUAUUUGAAAAUUUUAAUAAUUUCAAAUUAAUAAUGGAGAUAUCAUCAUCUCCCAAAAGAUUUUGCUAUUUAGUCAGAAAGGAGGGCAAUAAACCUAAAUUGUGACAUCAUUGUAAUUCUUAAAACUAGAGAUAUACAAUGACUCAUUUCUUAUGGGAAAUAUUUUUGGUCAAUAAAGCUUUAUGGUAAUUAUCAGUACGUGACUUGUUUUGUUCAUGAAGUCAAAGUUGUAUAAACCCUUUUAAUUCAAAAGAAAAAUAAAAUUAUGUGUAGUAUUUCUUUCUAGUA